Messenger RNA from Entrophospora candida, 1329 nucleotides. Lineage: Eukaryota; Fungi; Glomeromycota; Glomeromycetes; Entrophosporales; Entrophosporaceae. The record is from the annotation of a GenBank genome assembly.
AUGAGAGGAAGGUUGACGUUAAACAGAACUUCAACGGCUGAAAAAGAUAUAAAGUAUGAUAAUGUUGAGAAUUUUCCAAAACAAAAAAGAUCAUUUCUCACAAAUGCAUUUUCAAAUCAAUUGUGUCCCUCAAGUUAUGCAGACUUUAAUAAAUUUAAAGAAUUUCAACAAAAACACAACUAUCCAAUAUUAUGCCAUCGCCCUACAGGAGCUUCUUCAAUACCGGUCACACUCCUUCAUCCAGCAUUUGGCCAAUUUGUCAGUGAUUGCAAAAAUCUCAUUCCCACCUCAGAUGAUAUUAAAUUUGUUAUAACUUUAAGUAAAAGAAUGUCUUCCUUUUAUGAUAAUGAAAAUUUAUGUGCGGAGGAUUUUAGAACUUUAAUUACAAAAUACUGUGACCUAACCUUCGUGGCUUGUAAAAUAGGCAGCAAAGGUUAUGUGACAGAUGGUUCUUUAGUUACAGGCGACCACUACUAUGCGAAUAUUGAGGCAAAAGUGGAAUUUGGCUCUGGUGGAGAAGGGUUCUUUCAAUCUUCAAUGUAUUACAUAAACAUGGUCCUUGAUAAUGCUAAAAAAUACACAGGUCCUAUGUUUUGUUUUGCUGGUUCAGCAAUCCCAAAGGAAGUUCAUAUGGACCAAUUGACAUUACCUAUACCACUUUCUUACAAUCCAUAUGAAAAAGAUAUCGAAUUGGCUGCUGCAAGGACAUUUGGUGCUUUUAAAAAAGCAGUACAUUGUUUAAAGUCUUACUAUGAGAAUGAGUUGCAAUAUAGUAUAAACCAAAUCAUUUGUAAUCCUAAGUACCCAUACAAAUUCUAUUAUGGAAAUGAUGACACUAGAGUUGAAUUUAAUUACAAGUCUCAACUUGAGAGAAAACUAGUCUUUUUAGCUACAACUACAACAAAUAGAGAUAUACAUGUUAAAUUUGUCAAAAGAUAUUCAAAGGAGGCACAUCUUUUAUGUGCAAAUAUGGGGUAUGCUCCUAAAUUACAUGCAUGUGAGUCGCUUGCAGGAGGCUGGAUAAUGAUUGUUACAGAUUAUGUAGACAAAAAUACAUACUGCAGUUAUGUAUUCAAAAAUUCUAAUUUUCCUCCACUUGAAGAAAUCAAAAGUAAAACUUAUGAAAUUGUUAGUUAUUUACAUGAAAACAAAAAUUCAAAUUUUGAUAGUGCAGGCGAGGAAGGAAGCAUAAAAUAUCCAUUUGAUAUUAAUAUUAAAACUAUCCAAAGACCACCAAAUGUUAAGGGGGGUGAAUUAAUAACAAAGCAGAAUGAUGUGGAGAUGCUCGAAAUCAUGUGGGAGGAUUUAAUAUCAGAUAAUAAUAAUUAA